AUUUGAGAUGAAACUUGUUUAGAUUCAUGAGUUUCCUCUCUCCCUUUUAAAAAGCCAUUGAGUCCAAAUCCAAUCCAGUUCUCACACAUCACAAAACAAAAACCUCUCAUCAAUUCAAUUAGUACUGUUAUAUAUAUAUACACACAUAUAUAUACAUAUAUACAAUUCAAAUUCAUCACAGAGAGAGAGAGAGAGAAUGAGAUCGAAGAAGGAGUGCCAUCCUUUAUUGCUGAGAGAAAGGAGUAUUGGAGGAGGAGAUUUGAGCAAAAUCAAAGGCAGCCAUGGACUGACAGCAAUGGAGAUGGAAGCACUCAAAGGUGUGUGUGAGGCUUUUUUACCAUCUUUGCCUAAUAUUCCGACCAAUAAUAAAGAAGAGAAACAACUCAUCUCCAUCUCCAUGGCCAUGGCCAUGGCCUUGGCCAGUGAUAAUAAUAAAGCUGUGAACCAGUUCUUGGCUUCUUCUGGGGCUCAACCUCCAAUCCCUGACGAGAUAGGAGAGCUAUUAAUGAAAAGAUCAUCGGUGAUAGAAGGGAGAUUGAUAGUGAGAGCGUUGCUGAUGAUGCUGGGAACCAAGAUGGGAACACUGCUGCUGUGUGGCUCACUUUGCUUCACUCCCAAAUGGCCUUUCAUUAACACCUUCCCAGCUAUGCCAUUGGACAAGAGAGAAAAAGUCCUUCAAAAAUGGCUCAAACAUAGCUUCUUCACACCUCUCAGGCUCGCCUUUCUCUACCUCAAAGUCGUUACUUUCCACACUUUCUUUGCUCGGGUUGACGAAAAUGGAGAAAACCCAACAUGGGAAGCCAUUGGAUACCAAGUAGAGAGAGACGAAAACCUUCCCCAACUUCCCAAAGAGAGGCCACUCGACAGAGGCACUGUCCAAACCAUUUACGAAGACGACACCACUUUCCUCCGCUCCCUCUCCCAGAAGGGCCUAAACGACGCCGUCCUCCACCAAAACCUCUACAAGAUUCGAUGCGACGUUCUCAUUGUCGGCUCAGGCUGCGGCGGAGGCGUCGCCGCCGCCGUCCUGGCCAGCUCAGGCCAAAGGGUCAUCGUCCUCGAGAAGGGUAACUACUUCGCUCCCUCAGACUUCUCCUCUCUGGAAGGUCCCUCCUGCGACCAGAUGUACGAAUAUGGCGUUACUUAUGCCACCUCGGAGGGAACGGUGGGGAUCAUGGCUGGAGCAGCCGUCGGUGGUGGCUCCGCCGUCAACUGGUCGGCUUCCAUUAGAACCCCGAAAUGCGUUCUCAGAGAAUGGAGUGAGCAGAACAAACUCGCUCUUUUCGGGAGCGAGGAGUACGUUUCCGCCAUGGACCGUGUCUGGGAAAGACUUGGAGUGACCGAAAAGUGUAAAGAAGAAGGGUUUCAGAAUCAAGUUCUGCGAAGAGGGUGCGAGAAUCUGGGCCUGGAAGUGGAGUUCGUGCCGAGAAAUAGCUCGGAGGAUCAUUACUGUGGCUCCUGUGCCUAUGGCUGCCGAAGAGGGGACAAGAAGGGUACUGACUCGACUUGGCUUGUGGAUGCUGUCGAGAACGGUGCCGUUUUGCUGACCGGUUGCAAAGCCGAGAGGUUUAUAUUGGAGGACAACAAAAAUGGCAUCACUGGAAGAAAGAAGAAGUGCUUGGGUGUUAUGGCGAGAAGUGUGAGUAAUGGGGUGAAAAAAAGGAUUCAAAUUGAGGCCAAAGUCACUAUUUCAGCUUGUGGGGCUCUCUCCACUCCACCACUGAUGAUCUCUAGUGGUUUAAAGAACAAGCACAUUGGAAGAAACCUUCAUCUCCACCCAGUUUUAAUGGCUUGGGGGUACUUCCCCGAAUCGAAUACCGAUUUCAGAGGGAAGAUCUACGAAGGAGGAAUAAUUACUUCAGUCCACAAGGUGGUUUCAGAGGAAGGCUCUGAAAAUAAUGUCAAGGCCAUUAUAGAAACACCUGCUUUAGGCCCAGCUGCGUUUGCUGCACUCUUUCCCUGGACCUCUGGAGUUGAGAUAAAGAAUACGAUGAUUAAGUACUCGAGAACAGCCCAUUUCAUCACCAUCAUCAGAGACCGCGGGGCUGGAGUGGUGAAGAGAGAAGGGAGAGUGAGCUAUGCGUUGGAUGAUUCGGACAGGGCUAACAUGACAGCAGGGUUGAGACAGGCGUUGAGGAUUCUAGUGGCUGCUGGAGCAGUUGAAGUCGGGACUCAUAGGAGCGAUGGACAGAGAUUGAAGUGUGAAGGGAUUAGCAAGAGUGAGUUGGAGGAGUUUUUGGACUCUGUAUAUGCUGCUAAAGGGCCCAUGUCAAUGGAGGAAAAAUGGACAAACUAUGGGUCUGCUCAUCAGCUUGGGAGUUGCAGAAUGGGGAUCAAUGAAAAAGAAGGAGCUGUGGAUGAGAAUGGAGAGAGCUGGGAAGCAGAGGGGCUGUUUGUUUGCGAUGCUAGUGUUCUUCCCAGCGCCAUUGGGGUUAAUCCCAUGAUCACCAUUCAGUCAACCGCCUACUGUCUCUCUAAAAAGAUUGCUGAAUCUUUGACGAGGAGAAAAACAGAUGACAGAAGUUGAUCUGUUGUCGUUGCUACUGUGGAGGUAAACCAUUUAUUUAAUAAAAGAUGACGAUUUGUUAUCUGAUUAUUAUUUAUUGUUGAAUGUUUUUAGUGACGAUUUCAUGUGUUGUAAUAAGGGUUUAGCAGAAUACACGUGUUGUGUUUCUGCUGAAGAUGUAGAUGCGUACAAUGUUAUAUAUAUUCAUAGUUGGAAUAUUAUUGUCAUAGAAUAAUAUUGAUUCAAACUACUUGUUUACUUGAUUAUUACUAUUAUUAUUA
This is a messenger RNA of Humulus lupulus (European hop), 2787 nucleotides long. RefSeq names its product long-chain-alcohol oxidase FAO1. Bases 197 to 2527 code for a protein of 776 amino acids. NCBI's taxonomy places the organism in Eukaryota, Viridiplantae, Streptophyta, Magnoliopsida, Rosales, Cannabaceae. The record is from RefSeq and is a predicted model, not a curated record. Gene Ontology annotation, molecular function: flavin adenine dinucleotide binding; long-chain-alcohol oxidase activity. The transcript is spliced from 3 exons.